CACCUUCCCCGCUCAGCCCGCAGCCGCCGCUCCCUCUACUUGUCACAGUUGUCGGGCGCCGCCGGUGGGAGAUGGAGGGGUUAUGGUGAGGAGGCAGGACAGUGUGCGGAGCGGGAAAGAGUGACACUGAAGACCGCAGACAUGUCCCGGGACCCGGAGGCCGUGGCCAGGAUCACCGAGAACACCUACAAGAAUGUUAUGGACCAGUUCAACCCCGGAUUAAGGAAUCUGGUUAAUUUGGGAAGAAAUUAUGAAAAAACAGUAGCUGCAAUGGUACAAGCGGGAAAAGCUUAUUAUGAUGGAUUGGCCAAGGUGGGAGAGAUGACUACAGUGUCGCCAGUAUCAAAAGAACUAGGUAUGGUCCUGCAGGAGAUCUCUACUGUACACAAAAAGCUAAAUGAAAACCUAGAAGAAAACUUUCGAAAGUUUCACCGAGAAAUAAUUGGAGAACUAGAGAAGAAGACAGACCAAGAUAUCAAAUAUAUGAAUGCCACACUAAAGAGAUUCCAGACAGAACACAGACAUAAAAUUGAUUCUCUUGAGAAAUCACAGACGGAACUAAAGAAAUUGAGGAGAAAAAGCCAAGGGGCCAGAAAUGCAUCCAAGUAUGAUGUGAAAGAAUCAGAGUUCUUAGAGACCAUCACUUCCCGCCAGAAUGAGAUCCAGAGAUUCAUAUCUGAUGGCUGCAAAGACGCACUAUUGGAGGAGAAGAGACGGUUCUGUUUUCUGGUGGACAGGCACUGUAGUUUUGCAAAUUAUCUCAAUUAUUAUCACCUACAGAGUACUGAUCUGCUCACCGCCAAAAUACCCAAGUGGCAGGAAACCUGUACUGAUGUCUCACAAGUCCCAGACAAUAUCGGAAACAUGAUCCAAGAUCUGAAGACUCCUGGGACCACUCCUAUCUCUGGCACCCCGGAACCAUCUCCACUCAUGGACAAGAAGGCACUGAUGGCUUCAGAUGGUGACACCAUAUCCAGGAACACAUUAAGAAUGCCUCCAGCACCCCAAAGCCGGGCACAUCCCAGUCCCCUAGUAGAUAUGUUCAACAAUCCAGCAGUUAUUGAGAAGCCGACAUAUGACAGGAUAAAAUCAUUCCAAGGUGAAAAUGAGGAGGGCAGCUUGCCACGGUCCAUGUCUGUUGCCACAGGGCUGAAUAUAAUGAAGAGGACAAAGGUCAGAACCAUCUUUCCUCACACUGGAAACAACAAGACUUUACUAAGCUUUCAACAAGGUGACAUUAUUACACUACUUCUCCCAGAGGAGAAGGAUGGCUGGCUGUACGGAGAACACGACACAACAAAACUCAAAGGCUGGUUCCCAUCCUCUUAUAGCAGGCCAUUGGAAGCAAAUGGAAGAGAAGCAAUGCAGGUGCCAAGCAUGAAUCCCAGCCCCGCCCCAGUGAGGAGUCUCAGCUCAGCCAACCUUGUUGAGAAGAAUAACAUGGUCCUUCCUGAACCAGACUACUUAGACUCAUCGUCACUGAGCAGUUCAAGUGACCGUGAAGCUUCCUUCACUCCAUCUUUUGCCAAAGAAUCUGCUUCACUCUCUAGUAAUGACUCUCCUAAACCAGCACAGAAAACAACACCCAAUGGGGUUAUGAAACAUCCAUACUUAAGCGGAGAAAAUCCAUUUUCUACCAUCAAGCUCCGACCAACCGUCACAAACGAUCGAUCAGCACCAAUCAUUCGAUAAGCAGAGCCUAUUAAUUUAAUUAUUUUAAAAUCUUUUAUGUUUCUUCAGUUAUGUAAAGUAAUUGUUUGUUUCUUUGUUUUUGUGUUGAUUGUGCAAUGAUUUCAGCUUAAAAAAAAAAAAAAAAGAAAAAAAAACUUGGAAGAGACUUUUUUGGAAUAUUGUAUCAAUUUAUAAUAUAUAAAACUCAAGCUGUAAUUAAUAGCGAUACUUCCUGUAAUAUAAAUUCUGACUUGAAGCAUGUGUCAUAUUACGGUCCAUUAUAGAAUAUAUGAAUUGAUUAAGGUGGUAAUUGGCACUUUUUUUUUUUUUUUUUUUAAUAAAACCUAUGAUUAUUCUGGGUUGCACAAAAACUAUAGAAACUAUUAUUUAAAGGGCAAUGUUGGAUAUCUAAAACAAAUGCACUGUUGGUUCAUUAAAUGUAAAGGGAAGUUGUCAGCAAAAUAAAAAGGAUAAAUACAAUAAAUUAUUUACAGCAGUGCUAAUGUCCAACCAACAAGGAACUGCUAAUGGCAUCUUUGCCUUUUUAAAAGCAUUUAUUGAAAUGUCCUUACUGUCCUAGUAAUGGAGUCAUUUCAUUGUUUGCUGUGCUUUUUUUUAUUUUUAUUUUCUACAGUACAUUUUAAAUCAAAUGUAUUAUUUUUAUGCAUACAUACGUUUGCAUUUAUGAUUCUUGGCCUUUUAGGAAACUUGCAUUAAGUUUAACUGGAAGCAUCACACACACAUUAAAGCUAAGGUCUCAGUAAAACACUAAAAACGCACACCAAAUACACAUAUUGGAGCAGUUUUAGGCCCAUUUAAUACAGGCGAUUCAAUCAGGUUCCCCUUUGUCAGGAAAACCUGAUCAAAUGGUCCAUGUUUCCUAUGGGACCAGUGGGUGUAAACGGACUUGUGUCUGUUUAUACUUGCCUACCUCCAAUACGGUCUGCUAAAAAAAAAAUGGAAGGGGAUGUUCCCCUCUGUCUAGGUGAAUUGAAUCGAAGUGCAGUCAGGUGUAAACAGACGGCCAGUCCGUUUACACCCAGAGAGCAGAGUGGGCUCGGUCCGUGUCUGCUCUGCAUAAACUGAGUGGACACAGACCUGUCUUCUGCCACCUCUGCUCUGCUCAGAGGAUCAGCGGACAGAUCUCCUGCUGAGCAAAGUGGAUUCCACCUUGUGUGAAAUGGCCCAAAAUUGUGGAAGUAUUUUAUAAUUCUGUCUGCCAGGUUUUGAGAUUUGCAUACCUGUAGCAAUAAUGUAACACAUACAGGUCCUUUCCCUCUCCUAACCUGUGAAAGGAGAAGCAGCAGACCAAUAAGCUCAUCUGUGUCACUCUCGCUCUCUCCUCCUAUGUUCUUUGUCAACAUGUCUCCUUGCAGCAUACCUAAUUGGUUCCCAGUCCUGUCCAUCCCUCUCCAAGUCUGUGUGCUGCUGUAUAAGGCAUUGCAAGAUGCUAAUAUCAAAUACUCUGUGAACAAUCUUGGCUAUUUACACUGCUUGCACCUAUAAAAGACACAAAUGAAUUCAGUACUGUAUUUAUGGAUACAUCACGAAAUGUAUUUUUAUCUGUCUGAAGUUCAGCUUUAGGCCCAUUUCAUUUGUGAUGGCAAAGUAGCAUGACGAGUCGUUUCCCAUGAUUUCCAAUGACAACCAUUCAUAUUAGUGCGACUUCAAGUGGUUAUGAAUUCAAAGUAGUCCCUGUACUACUUUGGUCCGAUUUUUAAUGCCACUUAUACAGGCACUCCCUAAAAUUGUGCGACUUUGAAAUCGCAGUAGUGUGAAAGGGGCCUUAGACUUGCAAUGUAGCAGUGUAUAACUUUUUGUUUUUUGUUGUCCAUCAUAGUACACUAAAGCCUCAUACACAAGGUGGGAAUAAUUGGACAAAUGAUCAGCCUUUUUUUUUUAUUUUGCUUUUUUUGCAUGCUAGUCUCCUAUCGAAAAUGAGUACGAAAAUUCUUGUACAACAGAAUAUAUUUUUGGAAGUAUUUUAUUGUAAUCUUUUAUUUACGAAAAUGUUGGUUUUCUUUUUUUUUUUUUUUUUUUUUCACACGAAUACUGCACUGAUUAAACAAAAAUCGCACCUUCUGGUAUCGUGUUUGCCCCUUCGGAUAUUUUGCAUGAACUGUCAUAAUCGUCUCUCAAAGUGGUGUACUAAUAAUCAGAAUAUUGUGCUAUCGCUUGGAAAGCGGAUUUUUAUUUGUCACAUUUUCUGAUUGUGUGUACUAGGCAUAAGCAAAGACCCCAUCCAUGAGAUUAUUGGACAUAAUGAAAGUAUGUGAGGAAAAUAAACUGAUGGCUCUUAUCAUUUACUUAAACAAAGCAAUGUUAAUUGUCCCUUUAUUGCUUCAUUAUGUAAGCCAGCUUCUUCUUCCUGUUCAGCAAUGAGGAGCCUUUCUGUAUUAUUUCCACUCAUAUCUUGAGAUGCCAGGUAGCUCAUCGGUUUAAAUUGAGAGUUGCCAGUAAAUACUUUAAUGUUUAUAAUGAGAUGAACAAUAUUGCGCAGUAACGAAUAUCAAGCAAAGUCAGCAAAGAUCUUUAUUCUGAUGGGUUGCAGCUUUUCCUUCCUUCAGUUUUGCAUUAAAAACCAGCUUGUUUACUACUUUCUGAUGUCCACAUUUGUUAUCCAAUGUCUACAACUUAUUAAGGCACUAUACAUCUUGCUCAGUCAUCUGAGCCAAUCAGGAUAAUCUUUCCUUAUAACGCAAAUAUUUACCAAUACAUAUAUUUUGAUACGCCUAUAUUCCUAUCCGCUAAAUACAAUUUCACGUAUGAAUGAAAUGAUCGUUUUCUUUUAAUGUUAUUAUUUUUAACUUUUUCUUUACGUUGUACCAUACUCACUCAGUGUUUCAUGCUUCCAAGUGUCACAGAAUGAAAGCCAUUCAGUUAAGUUAUUUUGAUUGUUAUUACGUUAAAAGUGAAUUGCCUUUAUGUAUAAUAUAAAUAUGUAUAUGCACACAGCCAUGGCUUCAGAAAAAGAAUAUAUAUUUCUUUGAAUGAAAUCAGAUUAUGCCAGGUUGUAAGAUCUUUAGAAAUAAUAAAUAUUCUCAUACAAAA
Rana temporaria (common frog) is the source of this 4722-nucleotide messenger RNA. It is a transcript of the gene BAIAP2L1, whose product is annotated as BAR/IMD domain containing adaptor protein 2 like 1. The record is from RefSeq and is a predicted model, not a curated record. Bases 142 to 1692 code for a protein of 516 amino acids. Gene Ontology annotation, biological process: actin crosslink formation; actin filament bundle assembly; plasma membrane organization. Gene Ontology annotation, molecular function: protein binding. Lineage: Eukaryota; Metazoa; Chordata; Amphibia; Anura; Ranidae. The transcript has 14 exons. Gene Ontology annotation, cellular component: nucleoplasm; cytosol.